CAUUUCUCAUUCUCAUCAUUAAAUAUUAUAAAAUUUCACAUACCCAAUUAGAAAAUUUCACUAUUUCCUUUUUCGUUUCUUAUAAAAAUCAUUUUUUAAUCACUUUCCAUGUCCAUAACAACAACAACAACAACUCUACCAUCAAUAAAUAGGAUUAAUUAAUUCUUCGUUGUUUCUGAACCUGCCCACAAUUUUAAACAAGUUCUAUUUGAAUUCCACCUUAUAAAUUCAUCACCUUUACAUCACUUUUUCUCCCACUUCAUUGAUUGGUUUCAAUAGUGCUCAAAAAUCUAAUUUUGUGGAACAAUCAUUGCUUCAAUUUCCCUUUUAUUUGAUGGGUGUUUCGGUUGAUUCACCAUCACAAAAGGGUUCAUGGAGAUUUUUCACUAGAAAGAAGCAGGUUGAUUCUGCAAGUAAAAACACUAAACCUCUGCUUGCAAAGGAGUUAACUAUUUCUCAUCUUGUUGCGAUUGGUGUUGGUUCAACAAUUGGUGCUGGAGUGUAUGUUUUGGUUGGAACAGUAGCUAGAGAGCAUUCUGGACCAGCUUUGGCUAUUUCUUUUCUGAUUGCUGGGUUUGCAGCUGGUCUUUCUGCUUUUUGCUAUGCCGAGUUGGCUUGUCGAUGUCCUUCUGCCGGAAGCGCGUAUCACUAUUCAUACAUAUGUCUUGGAGAAGGUGUUGCUUGGUUGAUUGGCUGGGCCUUGAUACUGGAAUAUACAAUUGGUGCCGCAACUGUUGCUCGUGGCGUAACCCCUAAUCUUGCUCCAAUUUUUGGUGGUCUGGACAAUCUACCGUUCUUUUUGUCGCGCCAGCAUAUUCCUGGGAUCGAUAUUAUUGUGGACCCGUGUGCAGCAAUUUUGGUAUUGCUUGUUACAGGACUACUAUGUUUGGGGAUCAAGGAGAGCACAGUGGUACAAGGCAUAGUAACGUCGGUGAAUGUAUGUGCAUUGCUUUUUGUGGUUAUAGCUGGUGGUUACAUAGGAUUCAAGUCUGGAUGGGCUGGAUAUGAACUUCCUACAGGAUAUUUUCCAUUUGGGGUUGAUGGGAUGCUUGCGGGUUCCGCAACAGUCUUCUUUGCAUACGUAGGUUUUGAUGCAGUUGCCAGUACUGCCGAAGAGGUGAGAAAUCCUCAGCGAGAUUUGCCACUAGGCAUCGGUGCUUCAUUGUUUCUAUGUUGUGGAAUAUAUAUGCUGGUCGCCAUUGUUGUCGUUGGUUUAGUACCUUAUUAUGCAAUUGAUCCUGAUACACCGAUAUCAUCUGCAUUUGCUGUCCAUGGGAUGCAAUGGACCGGUUACAUUAUAAAUGCCGGAGCUUGCACAGCUCUCAUCUCAGCAUUGAUGGGUGGGAUACUUCCACAGCCACGGAUUUUGAUGGCAAUGGCAAGAGAUGGACUACUGCCACCAUUUUUUGGUGACAUAAAUAAGCAUACUCAAGUUCCUGUGAAGGGCACAAUAAUUACCGGCCUUGCUGCUGCAGUCUUAGCAUUUUUUAUGGAAGUCUCUGAACUUGCAGGGAUGGUUAGUGUGGGAACUCUUUUAGCAUUCACCAUGGUGGCGAUAUCUGUGCUGAUCCUAAGAUAUAUUCCUCCAAAUAAAGUCCCAGUGCCUCCUUCUCUCCAGGAUUCAAUCGAAGUGGUCGAAGUCGUAAAUGAAGACGAAAGUGUCGGUACUUCUGAAGACACAAAACCUUCAGAUGUUACGCAAGAUUUUCCCAUUGAUCAUCCUCUUAUUUCUAAUCACCUUGUCAUAAUAGGCAACUAUAUAAAUGAGGGUAAUAGAAGAAGACUUGUUCGACGGACCAUAGCACUCAUAUGCUUGGGGGCGUUCGUCCUCACAUUUGCAGCUUCAUGUUUAACUUUUCUUAGUUAUGUUCGCUUCGCAUUGUGUGGAGCUGGAGGCAUUCUUCUUGUGUUUGGAUUUGUCUUCCUAUCCUUAAUAGAUCAAGAUGAAGCGAGGCACAACUUUGGUCACUCUGGAGGUUUCAUAUGCCCAUUUGUGCCAUUGCUGCCUAUAGCUUGCAUUCUCAUCAAUUCCUAUCUGCUAAUUAAUCUCGGAUUGGAAACAUGGUUGCGCGUUUCUAUAUGGUUGGUAACAGGACUUGUAAUCUAUGUGUUUUACGGCCGAACUCAUAGCUCUCUAAAAGAUGCAAUUUAUGUGCCAGCAAGUCAAGUGGACCAAACCUAUCAAACUCGGAGAAACUAUGUUGCUUAAUCUGUAUAGAAAGUUCGUAGUCGGUUUAGUCUUGGGACGCAAGUCGUUUUAGUCUUGGGACGCAAGAAAGCAUCCAAACAUGCUGUUAAUGUCUGAGAUGAUGUUGCAGUUCCACCAGUUGUAUAAAAUAUAAAUCCUUGUGCAGAAGAAGAUGCUUGUCAAAAAUGUCAUUAUUAUGUGCAUUAAUUGUAUAUAUUCUUCCGCGUGAUUUACCAUUUGUA
This is a messenger RNA of Lathyrus oleraceus (garden pea), 2430 nucleotides long. Its product is annotated as cationic amino acid transporter 2, vacuolar. The coding region runs from base 335 to 2209 and encodes 624 amino acids. Gene Ontology annotation, molecular function: amino acid transmembrane transporter activity. NCBI's taxonomy places the organism in Eukaryota, Viridiplantae, Streptophyta, Magnoliopsida, Fabales, Fabaceae. Gene Ontology annotation, cellular component: membrane. The record is from RefSeq and is a predicted model, not a curated record. The transcript is spliced from 14 exons. Gene Ontology annotation, biological process: transmembrane transport; amino acid transport.